UCAGUUUCUGGACUGUCUCCGAGGUCCUAACACAUUACAAAAGGUCCGAACAAUUCCGAACGAGGUCCGAACACAUUCCGAACGAGGUCCGAACACAUUCCGAACGAGAUCAAAGAGUUUCAAACGAGGUCCGAACGAGGUCCGAACAAGGUCCGAACACUGUCCGAACACUGAUUCCGAAUUGUGUCACGUGACCGAGGAGGCGUGGUUAUCGCUUUAGAGUCGCAGCAGAGCUAUAGAGAGAUAUAUGUACAACUCUGAAGUCGCAGCCAUUCUUUUCCACCGCAUCACUACAGACUCGGGAAAAAGAUGACUAAGACAGGAAAGCCAGACAGCUACUGGAGGGACCUCUGUAUAAAAUAUGCCCAGGGCCUUUACCGCUUCUCGACUGGCAAACGGCCAGGGGCCAAGAAAUGGAAAAAGGCCUUGGAGAACAUCGAUGCUUGCCCCCUGCAGAGCCAUAGUGGUAGUAAGGAUCUGUUCGGGAGAAGCCUUCAGUGCUCCUGUGGCUUCCACAAGGUAUGUGAAAUUAUUUUCCCCCUGUGGGUUCCACAAGGUAAGUGAGUUAUUUACUAAUUGAUUGUUUACAGGUUUGCUUGUUUCUUCCUCUGGUGGGCUUCAGUGAUUUUGCAGUAAUGCCUGAUGUAUUUUAACAACUGGAGAAAACUAGUAGUGUAGGAUUCUUAGAUGUAUGUACCAUGGCCUCUCUUUGUGAACCCCCCCCCAGCCAGCAGAUCUGUCAUCAGGAGCUGGGUCCAGUGAGGCAGGAGUAGUUGAGACGGAGGCAGGGCGAGUCCGAGUCGGCUCAGAGGCAGGAAGAGGAGACACGGAUGCAGGGGGAGCCCGGUCCCACACAGAGGCAGAGGCAGGGAGAGGAGACAAGGAGGCAGGGAGAAGAGACACAGAGACAAGGAGAGGAGUCACGGAUGCAGGGGGAGCCCAGUCCCACACAGAGGCAGAGGCAGGGAGAGGAGACAAGGAGGCAGGGAGAAGAGACACAGAGACAAGGAGAGGAGUCACGGAUGCAGGGGGAGCCCAGUCCCACACCGAGGCAGAGGCAGGGAGAGGAGACAAGGAGGCAGGGAGAAGAGACACAGAGACAAGGAGAGGAGUCACGGAUGCAGGGGGAGCCCGGUCCCACAAAGAGGCAGAGGCAGAGAGAGGAGACAAGGAGGCAGGGCCAUCAGUGGCAGGACAGGAAUUGCAGUGCUACGGGUGCAACCAGCUUGUGGAGGCAGCACAUUUUUCAGAGCACCUGUCUGACCACCAUACUGAGGAGACGUGUGACACCUGUGGGGCCAAGGUGGAGGGUACUGUUGGUCUUUUGAACCAUAUUCAACAGGUUCACUAUGCAGGAUUCGUUAUGCCAUCGAUGCAAAAGCCAACAGUCCUAACAUCGAAGCCAACGCCAUCACCACCGAAGCCCACACUACUACCACCGAGGCCAACUCCAUCUCUGCUCCCUCCUUCAAAUAGCUGUGCCGCGCCAUACCACACUGCAACUCCACCUAAACCAACUCCAGUAGUUUGGAAAGGUUUUCUUCCCGAUCAGUUUCGGAAAGUCAUCCAACCGGCAGAUCAGGUGUGGAUUGCCAAGUGUCUAUAUGAGCCUACAGGUCAGCUCAAGCAGAAAUUUGAAGCCUGCUGGUUUCACCCCCCACUGGAGCCCAAACCCUCUCGUCCUGAGCCUGGGUGGUACCACCGGCAGAGGCUGUUCAUCUGGGCACCCAUGAGGAUGUGGGGGAUUUCCUUAAAAUGCCCAAAAUGUUCCGGGAAAAUGAACAGCUCCGGCAUAUACAGAAAGGUCAGGGAGGUGAUCGAUGUGGAUAGCCGCUAUUACCUAGUGGGAGGGGACUAUCCACGUUGCAGCAAGUGUUUGAACCCUUCCCUCUUAGUCUGCCCAUGGAGCCAGGAUAUUCUGUCCCAGUUGGAUGUGGCACACAGGAGCCUGUUCCCCGCUGUCCUCACCACCCAGCUGGCUCUUGACAGGAAAGCAGUGACUUUCCUCAAGCCAAGGACCAGUGGAAACAGUUCCUCCUACGUCCAGUCUGCGAUGGAAGAAGCGCACAGUGAGGAGUGGGCACGGCAGACCAUCCGCUACCUCUCGGACUGUGAGCGGCACAAGAAGAUGGCUACCUUCAUCCCCUCUGCAGCUGUCUAUCUUCCUCCACCAACCUUCAGGCCCCUUCCACUUGCUCAAUGGUUUGAGACGGUCCACUCCAACGACAUUCUCAGCCAUCUGGAUGAGAUGAAGGGAGUGAUCACUUCAACCUAUGGUAGAAUUCUGAAAAUGGAUUCAACAAAGAAGAUCACCAAGAAGCUGGCUGGCGGGAUCGGGGACAGUGCGGCAUGGAUGUCCAAUAUCGGAAACGAGUUAGGCCAGGUCCUGAACUCUGUUCUGACGUCGGGUGAAGGUGCAGGGUUGGAAGAGUUGUGCCAAGGCGUCGUCACUCGGUACAAGAAUGCAGGCCAAGCUGAACCUGAGGCCAUCUAUGUCGACCGAGACUGCUGCAGCCAGUCAGGCGUGUCUUCAGUGGCUAAGCUGUUUCACCCAUGGCAAACUACAGUGCGCUUGGACAGCUUCCACUUCAUGAGGCGCUUUAACUGCGGCCUCACAACAGAACACCACCCUCUGUAUGGUAUUUUCUGUGCCAAGCUUUCCUCCUGCAUUUUUGCAUGGGACCAGGAGGACGUGCAACGCCUGAAGGAGGCCAAGAGAGAAGAGUGGAGGAGCAGCCACAGCGGGCAUACUCCCACUGAGGAGCAGCUCAUGGCCACCAUCAGUCCAGGCGAACUGAAGAGGCACUGCAGGAGGAGGACCCGUGGAGUGGAGGAGACGCGGGGCAUGAUCUCAGGGCUGCUGGAAUCAGUGUGGGAGCUGACGGACACCACAGGGCUGCGUCUGGUGAGCCAUGACAGCAUGCGCCAUGUCUGGGAAGUGCAGCAGAAGCACCUGGAGUGCCUCCAAGACCCUGCAGGUGUGGCACUGUACACGAAGGUGGGGACACUCCAGAAGGGCGGCAAAGAGCUGGACGUCCUAAGGUGUGGUAGGGGGUCCUCCUCCCUGGAGAGUUUUCACAAACACCAGUGCGCUUUUAUUCCAGGCUGGCGGUGCAAUGCUGUUCACACACAGAUGUACAUGCUGGAGGGAGUAUCGAGGUGGAACAUGGGCCGGGCCAAGGAGGCAGUAGAUGUGGAGGGGGCCUCAACCCUCAGAAGCUUUGAUGUCCGCUUGAUGUCCCACCUCAGCAACUUAAGCCAGCGCGUUCUUGGUUCCACUCUGGUGCCAGAGUUCACUCCACCCGGGAAACCUACUAGCGAGCGCAUAGCAGUGGAGUAUUUAUUGGCCCAGACCAACAGAGGUGACCUGCUGGCUCCAAAUCAGGUCCCUGAGGUCCCCUCGCAGGUACUUGAGGAGGAGGAUGAGCCGGAUGACACCAUCAGCAUGACUGACAUUCUGUGCCAGUCAGCUGCGAUAGGGGCUGGUGAUCCUCCAGGUGCUGUGGUGGGUGACGCUGAACCCGGACCCCUCGUCACACAGGUGCAGGUGCUUGAGGCGGAGGAGGAGGCAGAUGACACCAUCAGCAUGACUGAUCACACAGGUGAUCCUCCAGGUGCUGUGGAGGAUGACGAUGAACCCGGACCCCUCGUCACAGAGACCAGCCAAUGUGACUCAAGGGGCGUUGUGGGAUGGGAUGCGGUUGCUAACCUGGCAGGCUACCUAGUUGGCUUGAAUCGCACCAUCACUGCCUUGUCAAUGAAGGAGGAAGAGGACAUAGUCCAGCUAUAUACAGCUCUCCAUGACAUGGACAAGAAGCAUUCAAGCUACACCCAGAAGGCUAGGAAAAAAGGACAGGCAUCAGGAGAACCAUGGAGAGCACCGAGGAGGCCGAGUGGCUCUGCUCCGGGACAGCAGGCGGCAGAGAGACUAUACAUGACUCACGGCCAAGCAGCCCAGGAUCCCGAACACCACAGGGUCAGUGAGUGUGUCUGCCUCAGACUGGCCAAGGAGUUCGAGCAGUCCCGCAACAGGCCGAAGGACACGAGGGGGAAAACCCUGCCCAUCCCUCAGUCAAUUGUGAGCGUCUACAGCCACAUUAGACAGCUGCUGGAGGACAGCAGGGUUAUCGUGGUCCAGACGGCGCUGGCUCUGGUGCCGGUGAACAACACCACGGUCUCUGCAUGGCUGCUUAGGAGGGACAAGAGGAAGGACAGGAACAUGCUGCUGCAGGGCAAUGUUCUCCCUCAACAGCUAUACCUGGCCAAGGAGCCUCUCCCUUCAUCAAACACUCUCCCGGCUGCCCCUGUGCAACAUGCACAUGAGAUGACAUUUGACGAGCCCGAAAACCGUGAGGGGGAAGCUUUCCCCCGCCAGCGCACUCUAACGGCAAACAAGUCUAAUGUCAUCUCUCCGCCACCUCCACCUCCUCAGUUCCAUCCACAAUUUGGGCCAGCUCCUCCUUUUUCAUAUGCUCCCCCAUUUCCCCACUUUCCAUUUCCCCAUGCUCCACCUUAUCCGUAUGCUCCCCCCUAUCCGCACAUUCCAUUCACCCAUGCCCCUCCUAUGCCGCAUGCUCCCCCAUUUCCAUCUGCACAUGAUCCUCCUUUACCUCAGGCUCCUCCAUGUCAAGCUCCUCCAGAGUGCCUUCCAGGUGCCCAGCCAAGGCAACGUACCUGGAGGCUGAACAAAGCUGCCCAUGAGGAUGAGGAUCUAAUGGCAAGGGGGGAACCGCCACGGAAGAGGCUGACGAAGGAGAAGUACCACUACACCUGCAAGAAGUGUGGCCAGGACAAAAACAAAAAAACCGGACACACCCAGCUGAAGGGGCGGUGGUACUGUCCAGAGUCAGGACAGACCCUGGAUGACUGGAGGAAGAGUGUAGGCCUUUAGUCACCAUUACUUGUCUCUCUCUCUGUUGUUUGUCGGUCUGUCUCUGUGUUGUUCGUGUCUGUCUCCCUGUGUGAUCCCGACCAAGGCCUCGUAAGCCAGGCCGGUAAGUAUUCUUUUUUUUGGAUACGCCCACACCUGGUCCACUAGUUGGGUGUUAACCUGGUGUGUGUGUGUGUGUGUGUGUGUGUGUGUGUGUGUGUGUGUGUGUGUGUGUGUGUGUGUGUGUGUG
Gadus morhua (Atlantic cod) is the source of this 5120-nucleotide messenger RNA. RefSeq lists its product as uncharacterized. Bases 1364 to 4891 code for a protein of 1175 amino acids. NCBI's taxonomy places the organism in Eukaryota, Metazoa, Chordata, Actinopteri, Gadiformes, Gadidae. The record is from RefSeq and is a predicted model, not a curated record. The transcript has 11 exons.